Messenger RNA from Oreochromis niloticus (Nile tilapia), 1855 nucleotides. Its product is annotated as zinc finger protein 615. The transcript has 2 exons. The coding region runs from base 188 to 1234 and encodes 348 amino acids. The record is from RefSeq and is a predicted model, not a curated record. NCBI's taxonomy places the organism in Eukaryota, Metazoa, Chordata, Actinopteri, Cichliformes, Cichlidae.
GGGGCGUCAUGUCUUAUCAGCUCGUUGGUUCGUCCUGAAAGAAAACACGUUUUUUUGUGUGUGUUUUCUUUUUGUGGCUCAGCUAGCUUUCUGCAGGAAAUCUGACCACCUGCAUCGACUAAAGACGUCUUCCAAACAGUCGACUGUUCAAAGCAGAGGUGCAGGAAAAGCAUCGUCAUCCUCGGUCAUGGCCGGAAACAAAAACUGGGAUGGCGCCGGCGGGAUGGACCAGAUAACAGUGGUGAGAAUAGAUGACACUCACAUCGCUGAAGAGGAGUCGCACGUUGAUGGGAAGGUGUUCUACGAGGUGGAGUGCUCGGUGCCUGCGGAGGAGGAGGUCGUGGGAGAGGAUGACGAUGAUGGCGUCUACGUCAUCGAGUAUUCAAACCCUGAAGAGGAGGGAGAGAGUUACCAGUUCACGAUGUCCGUAGAUCGGUCGCUCCCAGCGAAAGAGCCAAUUGUUAAAACUCCGGUGGUCAGCGAGAACCCCGGAGCUCUGCUGCCGUCAAGACCGGCGAGGUUGCGACCUCAGGUGAGCCAGAAGAGGAGGUUGGUAGCCGAGGAAGAGGAGAUCAAAAGCGAGGAGUUGGUGGUGAGCAAUAAGAGCGUGCUGGCGCUGGGAGAGGAUUACAGCGACGUGAUGGAGAUGAACUCGGGCUCAGGUAAAAAACUGGUGUGCACGAUGUGCCCGCCGCCCGGCAAGUUUUUCAAGAGGGCGUCUGGGCUGGCGGUACAUCUAAAGCAGAUGCACCACAUGGAGGGGAAGAAGACGUUCUUCUGCACCUCCUGCCAGCAGUCGCUCCGCACUCAGAUCGAGCUGGACGCGCACACGAGGCGCCACGCCAACCAGGACGCCGUGUUCGUCUGCCGCCUCUGCGCAGCCGAGGAGGAAGCCGGCACAGAGGAGAAGAAGGGGUUCAAAGGGUCGAGGUGGGGCCUGAAGAAGCACCUGGAGAAGGAGCAUCCGGGUGUUAUCCCGCGCUGCGACAUCUGCAACAAAGGCUUCAAGACGCUCGUGUCGUACCUCGCCGACCAGUUCAGGCACGUCGGGGUGUCGCCAUACUACUGCGCCAAGUGUCAGAUCUACGAAAUGACUGAGCGGGGUCUGAGCGUGCACAUCAGAAACCACAACAAGAAGAAGAUGACUGAGCAGAAGGCUAAUGAAAGCCGCCUGCAGACUUUUGAAGUCUCUGCCGGUGCUGAUAACUCGGCGACAGACGACUCCGACUUCUGACGCUCCAGACUCACCGUUUAGCUUCGUGUUCGAGCGAAGCGGCAGCGGCUCACAGACGUCAGGGUCAAAUCCUACAUUUUAUGCAUCUGAACUGAACUUUGGGCAAAAAAACUUUUCCCCUAACAGUUAGAAAACCUUUUUUGUGUGUGUGUGCAGUUAAUGACCAAACAUGUUACUGCUUAAGUAGAAGUGUCCAGGAAUUAUUUGAAUUCCCUUCCUUUAUUUUCAAGUAGGAAUAAUCCUAGUUGAUGAAACGGGACAAAAAACUUGUCUCAGAGAAAAACGUCCAGAAACGGUCAGAAUCAGCACAGGCUAAACAUCGUCCAUAUAACUACUGCGUGUGUAUUUAAAACCCAUUUUACACGUUUAAUCACAGUCUUCAGUAACCAUCUUUUUUAAAUGUUGCUGAUAUAUGUGGCGCACACACACACAGUCAGAUUAGUCUUCUUACCUUGCAGGAUAACCCGUAAUGAUCAGAGCUGUGAUUCCAUCAGAAGCGACUUCCAGGGUCCAUCAGGUCUGUUUUUAAAAGAAAGUUGCAUUAAGCAGCACAGAGUAGGCGAUUAGGUCAGGAAGUCAGAGACAGGAACAGCAUAAAGAAUUUGAUUCAAUUCAGUUUUA